UGUGACAGGCAACAUCAUGGGAAGGUCCGCUGCAUCGAUCGCCGACAUUGUGGACGCCCACCAUCACUUCUAUGACACCAACGAGAAGCACUAUGCGUUCCUCAAAUCCCUUGGUGCGUCUCCAUACCUCCCCGAGCAAUACGCCAGCGCCGUCGGCGAUCUCCCAAUCUCUCGCUCGGUGCACAUCGAUGCAAUGCCCGACAGUGGUCUUGCCGAAGUCGAGUGGAUUGAAAGCCUCGUCGCAGCCGGACGCGCCCCUACCGUUGCUGCCAUUGUCGCUGCUUGCAACCUUGCGGACGACGAUGUCGAUGCCCAAUUGACCGCCCUUGUUGCCGCGUCGUCCAAGGUCCGCGGCAUUCGCUUCAUGGUCGAUUACGAAGGCCCGUUUGAUGGCGGCAAGAACGCAACCCACAUCGCCGUGUCACGCCACGGAAACGAUUACAUUCGCGACACCACGGGCCCAGCUCAGUCAUUUGAACGCGGGUUUGCAUUGCUGGCCUCGCAUUCUUUGUCGUUCGACUUGCAAUGCAGUCCGUUGCAGUUGGACGCCGCCGCCGCGCUCAUCGCACGCCACCCCGAAGUGCCCGUCGUGGUUGAUCAUUUGGGCAAGGUACGCCACCUUGCCGUCGACGGCAGCGCCGCAGAAGCGGCCAAGCUGACGGUGUGGCGCGCGGGACUUGCAAAAUUGGCGGCGCUACCCAACGUGUUCGUCAAGCUGUCCAUGUUGGGCUACGUCGUGCCCGGAUGGCACGAAGAUGCCAAGAAGGAGGCUUUUGUGCGCGACUUGGUGCGCGAAGUCAUCGGCCUCUUCGGCGUCCAUCGCUCCAUGUUCGCCUCCAACUGGCACCAGAACGGCGCCGCGGCCAACGCAGACGGUGCCGACUCCACCGGCCCCACCAUGCCCCAACUGUACGCAAGUUUUCACGACUGGGUGUCGGAUUUCUCAGAAGCGGAUCGGCACGCGCUGUUUGCAGGCACCGCCGCGACGUUUUAUCGCAUUUAACUACCCUUGAACACUCACUACACGGUUGUUGCCAAUGCUAUAGUCCUUUAUAAAACACUAGCAAUACUUCAAUAGUAUAGCUAUAUUCCCA
Messenger RNA from Aphanomyces astaci, 1094 nucleotides. RefSeq lists its product as hypothetical. Gene Ontology annotation, molecular function: hydrolase activity. The transcript has a single exon. The record is from RefSeq and is a predicted model, not a curated record. The coding region runs from base 17 to 1003 and encodes 328 amino acids. NCBI's taxonomy places the organism in Eukaryota, Oomycota, Saprolegniomycetes, Saprolegniales, Verrucalvaceae.